Colletotrichum godetiae is the source of this 990-nucleotide messenger RNA. RefSeq names its product SBDS protein C-terminal domain-containing protein. Bases 1 to 990 code for a protein of 329 amino acids. The transcript has a single exon. NCBI's taxonomy places the organism in Eukaryota, Fungi, Ascomycota, Sordariomycetes, Glomerellales, Glomerellaceae. The record is from RefSeq and is a predicted model, not a curated record. Gene Ontology annotation, biological process: cytosolic ribosome assembly; ribosome biogenesis.
AUGUCGCGGAUGAUCAACCAACCCUCGAACCAGAUCAAGCUGACCAACGUGUCCAUGGUCCGCCUGAAGAAGGGCAAGAAGCGCUUCGAGAUUGCGUGCUACAAGAACAAAGUCAUGGAGUGGCGUUCCGGGAUUGAGACGGACCUCGACAACGUGCUGCAGAUCCCUAACGUGUUUCUCAACGUGUCCAAGGGCCAGACGGCGCCCAAGGAGGAUUUGGAAAAGGCGUUUGGCAAGGGCAAGAGCACGGACGAUAUCGUGUUGGAGAUUUUGAAAAAGGGGGAGAUGCAGGUUGGCGGCAAGGAGAGGGCGGAGCAGACGGAGCGGGUGCAUAAUGAGGUGAUUGGGAUCGUGGCGAGUCGGCUUGUGGACCCGAGGACGAAAAGGGUGUAUACGACGGGUAUGAUUGAGAAGGCGCUUGAUAUGCUGAGUUCUGCGGCACACGGAGAUGGAGACGAUGGGCCUGGUGGGAAGAAGGGUGGUGCCGGCGCUGGCGGAGGAUCGAAGACGGCGAGCAGCACGGGGACGCCGGCGGGCGGGGAGGAGGGCGAGGCGAAGCCCCGCGAGAAGGGGUUCCACUGGACGGGCGUGACGACGACCAAGUCGGCCAAGUCGCAGGCGCUGGAGGCGAUGAAGGCGCUGAUUGCAGCGCAGCCUAUCCCUGUGCAGAGGGCGCGGAUGAGGUUGCGGGUGACGUGCGCGACGAGCGUUCUGAAGCAGGCUGUCAAGGAGAAGCCUGCUGCCGGUGGGAAGAAAGCAGGGGGCGACGACGGCGACGAGGAGCAGAAGCAGAAGCCUGGCACGGUCAAGGAUCGGAUUCUGGGGUUCGUGGAGCAGGUGGAGAGCCAGGACGUGCUGGGCAGCGAGUGGGAGGUUGUCGGGUUCGUGGAACCUGGCGCGUUCAAAGGGUUGGGGGAUUUCAUUGCGGGUGAGACGAAGGGGAUGGGAAGGGUUGAGGUUUUGGAUAUGGCUGUUAUUCAUGAGGAUUAA